UUUUUCUAAUCUAAGCACGGAAAAAGCCGUGCUAAUCCAGCUCGCUGCUCACCUUCCCGUGGCCACAGACCACGAGCGAGGCGCGCGCCGCCCAGCACCUGGCGACACCCUCACAGCCUGUCGCUCGUGGCCUCCCACGCCUGCAACACGCCUGAGAACACAGAAUAUUUAUUCUGUGACUUAUUUUGUAUGUAAGUACGCUCCUGAAAUAGUGAACAAUAUCAAGGGCUGCCCAGGAAACGAUUGCUGCUAAUGUUCAUCUCAUUCCGCUUCUCACCUGUCGUGCUGGUCGCACGCGCCUAAUCCCCGGCAGCUGAUUGGUGCAGACCAGCCAUAAGCGCAUCCCUAUUGGUCAGCCUCUCGUGCUGGGAGGACGAGAUGCGCGCUUUAUGUUCUGAUUAACCAAUCACGGAGUAACUUCCCACCCUCACGUGCCGACCUUCCUGCCGCGUUGUCAGAUACUUUCGCUUCGUGCGAGAGAUUUUCGCCUUGUUUAUCUUGCUGUUGUUGCUUUGCCGUGCCUCCUGUAGAAGGCCUGGACACAUUCUACAGCAGCGUUUGGACGUCAACACAACACAAAGGGCCAGGAAGGAAGGCACUCAUCCUAAAAUAGUAAGUUGUAAAAUUUCGGGAGGUGUGCGUCGUGCGUCUGGCAUCUGGCUGGGCGUAGUGCGCGUGGUUGCGGCGGCGGCGGCAGUGGUGGUGGUGGUGGCGGUAACAUUGCGUCUCUUGAAUGGGGAAGAACACAUGGUGGUCAGUAGCCGGACAGACAAGUCGGUGUGUUCACCAUCUAGUCAACUUGCCCCAUGCUGUGUGCUAGACCGGUAGUCGAUUGAACGUGGUGAACAGUGCGUGGCCGUCCACCGUGAACAUGUACAAGGAUUUAUCUCCACAAACCAAAGAGACAACCAUGGAAGGACCCGAGGACAUGUCCAGACCGCCGCCCUCCCCGCCCAUGUCCCCUAAUGCCCUGCCGCCACACGCCCGCGCCUCCGCCUUCUCUGUGGUCACCCCGCACACCAAGAUGUCCCCGGGCAAAGGAUGUGACAGUCCCCGGAGCGGCUGCGUGGCCUCUAGCGCCCUAGUGCCCCCCAGCGGGUAUCUUGAUAGCGCCUGGCCAUUGGCGCCGGGCCUCCUCUACCCGUACUCUUCGUCCUUCAUGCGCUCUUACGCCUCCGCCGCCACGCUGGGUUCCCUUUGGACCACAGGAUCUCUCAACGGACCACAAAGCAAGCAUUACACUGGUACGUUGCCUCCGUCCCCCGAGAAGCGUGACGAGCCCCUCAACCUGUCCCUGAAGAGCUGCCGUCCUGCCAAGGCUGCCAUAUGGUCACCUGCCUCGGCCCUCGAGCAAGAGGAAAAGGAGGAGUCGCUGCCGUCUCCAACAGGUCGCCUGAGUCCCAUGGAUUCGAGUGACUGCGAGGCCGUGCAGACGACACACGAGGAACCAUGCAGAGACCCACGAGCCGCCGCCCUGGAUCCUCUCAGCCUCCGUCUUGGUCUCCGCCAGUAUGCCGACUUCGUAGUGAAUUUGCAGGGCCUGGCGACCCGCGACAAAGAGAGUGAGGGAGCUCCUGUGAGCAGGGACGAGAAAUUCUCGUCUCCCUGGUGUGCAGGCGUGUGGCCUUGGGCGCCCGUCUACCGAGGCAACGAAAUGUUCAACUGCCAGCAGUGCACCAAGACCUUCAACUCCCCGGUCAGCCUCGACAUCCACGUGAGGCGGGCACACUCCCCAGCGACUAAGCCCUGCGACCCUUAUCCGGCAGACAACGAUAAGGGCGCCACGCACCCUCCUUCCUUCACCACUGUCUCCACCACCAGGACCGAGAAAACGUUUCAGUGCAAGCAGUGCGGCAAGUGCUUCAAGAGGUCCUCCACGCUGUCCACCCAUCUGCUCAUCCACUCGGACACGCGGCCCUACCCCUGCCAGUACUGCGGCAAGCGAUUCCACCAGAAGUCAGAUAUGAAGAAGCACACCUACAUACACACAGGUGAGAAGCCCCACAAGUGUGUGGUGUGCGGCAAGGCGUUCAGUCAGUCCUCCAACCUCAUCACUCACAUGAGGAAGCACACUGGAUACAAACCCUUCGCCUGCGGCCUCUGCGAGAAAGCUUUCCAACGGAAAGUCGACCUUCGCCGACACCGCGAAUCGGUCCACCCAAACUGCGACCACAUCCCGCCGCCUCCUCCGCAGCCCUUCCCUGUCCUCGAAGACUCGGAAAACAACAACAACAAUAUCAACGGUACCAGUAAUGAUAAUAACAACAAUAACAACAAUAACGACAGUCUAAGCAACAACAACUCCCCUGAGGACUCCGAGACGCCCCCUCAGACGGCAAACACCAUCCUGUGAGGCCCGCCGCCGCCUUGUCUCGGCAUCCUCCAGCGAGUCUCCAGCCUCGUCCAUGAUCUCUUUGUGAGGACUUUCUGUUGCUGUAACUAGCAAACCAAUGCGCUGUUAUCACCAGUACAUGAUUAAUCUAAGUCUGCCAGUGUCCGGCGCCACACAGCUCGCCGCCCCUUGAGGCUUGCGGUGCAUACCGCUGGGAUGUGACUUUCAGAGGGGAAGGAGGAGGAGAAGCUGAAUUCGUGUAUUCUACACCGCAUCCGCAGACUGUGGACACAUGUGUGAGGCAGCCCAGUGUGAGGAAGAGGCUUCAGCUCGGAGAAAGCGAGUCUCCGCGAGUUGACGUUCUCAAGAUUCAAGUGAAAAGUCUCCUCGCACUGCACUUCCUGCACAAUAUCUCUCUCUCUUUUUUUUUUUCUUUUUUUUUUUUUUUUUUACUGAUCCGAAACAUAUUUUGGAUUCUUUCAUUAAUUUUCAAAGGACAUUUUUUUUUUUUUUUUCAAAUAUAGAGGCUGAAGAGGUAUUAGAAAUUGCCAGCUGUCUAAAGUGGCAGGCGGCGCCUCCCUCUUGCUGAGCUGUCCUGAGUUGCCUCAGUCGUCGCUGAAGACAGCCCUGCCAAGACAUGGUGAGCAGCACACAGUCUCGUAGUCCUGUCAAUACCCAGUGCACGAGAGCGGUGCCUCGCGAGGAACCCAAGUGGCGGAGCACCACUCAGCGCCCCACGAGAAGCAUGAUGUCCGGCGUGUGGGAAGCGUAGACUCGUGCUUCCCUUGAGUGAACUCCCGGAAACUGAAGCAUUGCAGUUGUCAGCGACGUUGCCUUGAGGCAAUGACAACAGUGGGGGAAACUACGGCAAGAUGAGCCAUGUUUCCUGAGGGCGGCGGCCAUCAGCAGGCCAGGCGACGCAUGCCCAGACGGCACGGCAGGCUGGGCUUCAUGACGGGCGUGUUCAAGGCGGGAAUGCUGCUGCCCGAGCCCAGCCCAGGCGCGGCGCCGCCAGCACCGCCAUAGUCAUGGUGUUAGUCAGUCUGAAGUACAAACACUUCAGUAUUAACGUGAAAAAAAAAAGAGAAAAGAAAGAAUAAAUAAGUAAAUAAAUGGUCCAAUUCGGCAUUCGGCAAUCGUUAGAAAUUUGCCUGGCCUGUGUGUGUGUGUGUGUGUGUGUGUGUGUGUGUGUGUGUGUGUGUGUGUGUGUGUGUGUGUGUGUGUGUGUGUGUGUGUGUGUGUGUGUGUGUGCGCGCGCGUGCGUGCGUGCGUGCGUGCGUGCUUGCGUGGGUGCGUGCGUGCGUGCAUCAGCCUAGGAGAGGAGCGCGCUGGCCGCCGCACGCGGGGCUCGUUCCUUAGUUCCUCGUCACACAGUAAGGGACUAGUCAGUUAGCAUCAAACCAAAGUAAAUUUAAGUCAGUCCUAUUUAUGGUGUUGAAGUAGUGACCGUGAGGUGUAAGUAAUGGUUAGGUUACUGUAAUGUUCUUUUAAUAAUUCGAUGUUUUUUUUUUUUCCCUUCUUUCUUCCCCCCCCCCCCCACACUCGGGUAGGAGGCUUGUGGAGGCCGUGACGAGCAGGCGGGGGCGCGGCGUGCAGCUCGCGUCCCCUGCCCUCCAUUGUAAUAGUGUAACAUGCACCUGUACGUAUUCCGUCCUGUAAAAUUCCACUAACUGUUAGGAAUAUUGAAUGCAGCAUAAGUUUGGUUAUAAAAGAUGUUGAUGUAAUGAAGUAAUAUAUUUUGUACAUACCUGAUGCACGGAGAUGAUAUAGUUGGCGUUCACGCUGUGCCUUUAUAGUCCAUGUGGCAUCGAGCCCAAGUACACCGUCCCUCUCCCUUUCAUCGGUGUGUAGGGUCCGAGUGGCGGCUGCCGGUCUGUGGGUCGCGGCACCCACACAUUAGCACCUUCACGACCCACAGACCCGCCUAUCUCCGCCAGCGCCUCCCAACACAUUUAAUUUUAUCACGCCACCUCAUGCAUCAAGCUAUUCCUGCCAGAAGUGUCUCGUUUUACUCCCGUUGGUGUUUAUUUCUCGUGUAAGCUGACCUACAGUGUUGAGAGUCGCAAACCUGCGGGAUUGGCAUUGGUGUUAGUGAACCCCGCCUCCCGCCGCCGUCAGACAGAUAUAUGACUAUUACCCCCUUCACCUCUUCGCUGCAAAUACCGUGCGCUGCUCUUGUCUUGUUGACCCCAUGUUCCCCCACCUCCCCCUCACUUCCCGCGCCGCACCGCCUCCCGCAUGCUGCUGCUCCCCGGAACCCUUGGCCGGUGGUCACUCAAUUGGUUCAUAAUUCGUAGGUGACUUAAGGAUGCCAAAGAUUUAACUCAUCUGUUUGCUGUUAUGUACUACUUGAAACAUCGAUUUCCCGGUAAUUAUAGAUGAAAUCACUAGCAAAUAAUUUUUAGUCAUUUAAACGCGGGAACCUGAACAGUGUUGUAGAAACAAUGAGAGGUGGAGGACGCACCGCCCUAGCUGAAAGUGUGUCCGCGGUGCCGAGGGUGUCGGCGGCCACGGUGCUGAAGUGGUCUUGUUUGCGUAACAAAGCAUUUCUCGCACCAGUCGCCGCGGAUGAGCGAGGGCAGAGAGGGAGUGGGACAGCUAGAACAACCAAAGAUUGCCUCGUCCCGUGAACCCAGCCACCCUGCGACGCCGCGACCCAGCACCUCGCGGGGUGGCUGUGCUCGCCGGGCUUCACUCUGCUAGGCCCAGUGCGCGUACUUAUUAUAGUUCUCCUGUCAGUAAUGUGUGUCGCGGGGAGCCUCGCUUCAGCCAUGGCGCCUCCCGUCAUCCGUUCAGCUAAGGAUUUACCUCCCGAGUCCCCUCCAACCCGCCCGCCGCCCCUUUUUGUCCCCCGCUUGCCCCUCGUUCCCGGCCCCCAUCAGCUCUCCUGCCCCUCCACUCUUCUCUCCUCGCGGACCACACAUCGGAAGGAAAUAAUAAAACAAGGAGAUGAACUUAUUGUUGGGAUAUAGUCAUAUAUAGAGAUGUACUUUAAUGUAUUCUUAGGUGUAAUGAAAUAAAGUAUCUCAAGUUUGUAGA
Molecule: messenger RNA, 5371 nt
Organism: Scylla paramamosain (green mud crab)
Lineage: Eukaryota; Metazoa; Arthropoda; Malacostraca; Decapoda; Portunidae
Product: zinc finger protein GLI4-like
Exons: 6
Coding region: 872-2353 (493 amino acids)
Biological process (GO): regulation of transcription by RNA polymerase II
Molecular function (GO): DNA-binding transcription factor activity, RNA polymerase II-specific; RNA polymerase II cis-regulatory region sequence-specific DNA binding
Source: RefSeq, a predicted model, not a curated record